AUGAUGGACAUCAUAUCCUUGUUGAACCACAAUGUCGACGUCGCAACGCGCGACGCCGCUCGGCCACCAUUCCUCUCGUUUGCGCCCGAGAUUCGCAACAUGAUCUACCGGUUUAUCUUCUUCCAGGAUUUUGCCAUCAUAUGGGGUAGCCAGGUGCGGUUGCACACCCAGGUUCUGCGCACCUGCCGGCAGAUCUACGACGAGGCGCUCCCCAUCCUCUACAGCGAGAACACGUGGCGGAUCGAGAUGUGCAAUGCGCCCGGGCCGCACUACGACAGUUUUCGGUACCCCGGAGCCCUGAAGUGUGACUUUUCUAAAGAUGUUCCUGAUUGGCGGCUCACGGUGAGCUGGCCCACGAAGACAAUCAGUGCCUUGCCCCAUCUGAGGCGGUUCAGUAUCCUCGUCACGUAUACCGACGGCCACAAGGUUGCCCCGAUCCGGGAGGAUACGCGCUGGCUUGCAGAGUGCCUGGCAAAGGUGUCGAGAAUCGACUUUCUGCACCUGGAAUGCAAGCUUGACUGGAGCACCUGUGGCGUCUAUGACUGGCGGGACCCCGACGCCAAUAACUUCCCGCUAUGCGACGACGGGACGAGAGACGUCAUAAGAGUGUUGCAGACGUGGCUGGGCCGGCUGCGCAACGUCGGCGAGGUAGUUGUCGAGGGCCUGCCCGAGGCGAACGCGAAUACGAUCGAGGAGAGGUGGAAGAGUUCGGAACCCCUCGAGAAGACGCCACUCACGAAGAUGUACGAAUGCCUUGAGCCGCAUGUGCGGGACAUCGGCUCUUGCAAGGCUCUACUCCACGGGGCCCUAUUGGCCGUAGAGAAGGAUGAUAUGGAGGAUUUCAAGGGGUUGAGGACCGAAUUAGUCGAGCAUAUGAAACAGCGCUUGGAGGCUAUCGAAGGUGGGGUGAUGCGCUAUGAUCCUAAGGAGGCCGAAGAUGAGGAGAUGGAGUAA
This is a messenger RNA of Lasiosphaeria miniovina, 954 nucleotides long. RefSeq lists its product as uncharacterized. Lineage: Eukaryota; Fungi; Ascomycota; Sordariomycetes; Sordariales; Lasiosphaeriaceae. The transcript has a single exon. Bases 1 to 954 code for a protein of 317 amino acids. The record is from RefSeq and is a predicted model, not a curated record.